Messenger RNA from Coffea eugenioides, 1380 nucleotides. Its product is annotated as receptor kinase-like protein Xa21. The transcript has 2 exons. Gene Ontology annotation, molecular function: ATP binding; protein binding; protein kinase activity. Gene Ontology annotation, biological process: protein phosphorylation. The record is from RefSeq and is a predicted model, not a curated record. The annotation marks the transcript as partial. NCBI's taxonomy places the organism in Eukaryota, Viridiplantae, Streptophyta, Magnoliopsida, Gentianales, Rubiaceae.
UCACUUGCUGACUGUUCAGAUCUGGAGAAUCUUUUUAUGCAAUCCAAUUUUUUCCAAGGAACAAUUCCACCAAAUUUGGCUUCUUUGAAGAGCAUCCAGCAAUUAGACCUUUCAAGUAAUAACUUGACUGGUCCAAUACCAAAAGAACUUGAGAAGCUUCGCUAUUUGAGAUACUUAAACCUUUCCUAUAACGACAUCGAGGGUGAGAUACCGAACACUGGAGUCUUCAGUAUUGCAAGUCAAAUAUCAUUGACUGGCAACAACAAACUCUGUGGAGGCAUUCCAGAAUUGGAGUUCCCACCUUGCCCAGUGAUCAAGGGGAAAAACAGAGGAAAGCUGAAGGUUGUCAUAUUGCUGUCCAUUGUUUUACCAGCAACGCUUCUGGUUCUCGGUGUAUUGUUGUUAUAUUUCUUGGUACAUCGAAAAAGAGAAAGAAGAAUGGUGACAGGAUUCUCUAGCAUGCCUACAAGAGUCAAUAAGCUCUUGCGAAUUUCUUACCAUGAACUUCUUCGUGCAACUUCUGGAUUUUCUCCAGAAAACUUAAUUGGUUCAGGAAAUUUUGGAGCUGUCUACAAAGGAAGGCUAGAAAAACAUGGCAACAAGCUUGUAGCAGUUAAAGUUCUUGAUCUUCGAAAGAAUGGAGCUUCGAAAAGUUUUAAGGCGGAGUGCAAAGUAUUGAGAAAUAUUCGCCAUAGAAACCUCGUUUCUGUCGUGAGUUAUUGCUCCAGUAUUGAUUCCAAGGGUGAUGAAUUCAAAGCUCUAGUCUAUGAGUUCAUGGAAAAUGGAAAUCUGGACUUGUGGCUGCAUCCUUCAGAGACAACUGAUCAGGCAACAAGCUCAAGAAGUCUUAAUCUUCUUCAGAAGCUAAAUAUUGCAAUUGAUGUGGCUUCUGCAUUGCAGUAUCUUCAGAACCACUGCGAAGCUGAGAUUGUUCACUGUGAUCUAAAACCAAGUAACAUUCUUCUUGACAAUGAUCUUGUUGCUCAUGUGGGUGAUUUUGGAUUGGCAAGGCUUCUCCCGAAACCCGUCAACACUUCUUCCGAGCAAGAAGGCAGCAGUACUAUUGCCAUAAAAGGAUCAAUCGGUUAUGCAGCUCCAGAGUAUGGAAUGGGUCUUGCGGCAACAACUCAGGGGGAUGUCUACAGCUAUGGUAUUCUUUUGUUAGAGAUGAUUACAGGAAGGAGGCCAACAGAUGAUACAUUCGUGGGUGAUCUUGAUCUACAUAACUAUGUUAAUGGGGCUUUGCAUGAACGAGUUUCUGAGAUAGUGGACCAGUUGCUUUUUCUUGAAGGAGAUGAAAACAGAAAUAUGACUCCUGGAGGGAAAAAUAGCAAUGGUGGGAAAGAGAUGGACUGCAUUAUUUCCCUGCUGAAAAUUGGA